Messenger RNA from Arabidopsis arenosa, 524 nucleotides. Lineage: Eukaryota; Viridiplantae; Streptophyta; Magnoliopsida; Brassicales; Brassicaceae. The record is from the annotation of a GenBank genome assembly.
UUUAUUUGGUUCUUUCGAGAAAAAAUCUAUCAGAGCUUUUAAGAGAAAAAAUGGAAUUCACCGCAGAGCAGCUAAGCCAAUACAACGGAACCGACGAAUCGAAGCCGAUCUACGUCGCAAUCAAAGGCCGUGUAUUUGAUGUCACCACCGGAAAAUCCUUCUACGGCUCCGGAGGCGAUUACGCGAUGUUCGCCGGAAAAGACGCGAGCAGAGCUUUGGGAAAGAUGAGUAAGAACGAAGAAGAUGUGUCUCCUUCUCUUGAAGGUCUCACUGAGAAAGAGAUCAAUACUCUUAAUGAUUGGGAGACCAAAUUUGAAGCUAAGUAUCCUGUCGUUGGCCGUGUUGUCUCUUAGGUCAAGAUCCUUGUCUUUUAUGAUUUGGAUUAUGUUAUGUAACUAUUGUGUGUGAGGAUCUUUGUGUUGUGUGUUUCUGAUAUCUUGCUUGUAUCUGAUCGUUUUGAUGACGAUUUUGAUACAAUAAACAUAAAAACCAAGUUAUCUAUGGAAUAAAUUGGUGAUUUCGUG